This is a messenger RNA of Orbicella faveolata, 2358 nucleotides long. RefSeq lists its product as uncharacterized. The record is from RefSeq and is a predicted model, not a curated record. NCBI's taxonomy places the organism in Eukaryota, Metazoa, Cnidaria, Anthozoa, Scleractinia, Merulinidae. Gene Ontology annotation, biological process: base-excision repair, AP site formation via deaminated base removal; base-excision repair. Gene Ontology annotation, molecular function: uracil DNA N-glycosylase activity.
AAAAGAAAGCUUUGAAUGGUCAAAUCCUUGAUAGUUUGUGUACAGCAUAUUGAGAUAAAGUUUAUGAACAGUCAAAAGUCUGGUACAAUCUUUUCAAAGCAAUGAAUACAAAGAUGUUGUUUUGGAGUCCAAGACAACCAUUUUUUUCACCCAGCUAUUUCUAAGCAUACGUGUUAAUUUAUAAUUAUGCAAUGUCACUUAUAGUAUUAGUUACACAGGAGCCUUGCUCUCGUUACAUAUGUAGUUAUUCAACUUUACUUUCCAGAGUCUUUUUUAAUAGGAUUAUAAUAAGCGACAGUUUUUAGCCUAGAAAAAUAAAACGUUAACGAAUAGACUUAUACACGACCAGAGAUGGAAAAAACAGUAUCACACAUAGACUUUGCUCAAGCUAAAUGCUCACCCGCUUGUUAUGUAAAAAAUUCAAUAUAGUAGCCAAGAAAAGGCACGUAAAGAACGAUAGGUAGAUUUAGGGUAUUUUAUUGCGCUGAUUUUCAAAACUAGACUGAUAAGGAAAAUUUCUAACGGUUAGUACUAAACGUCCCAGGGCUAAAUUGUUCUGAGGAUGUAAUUCAGUUAUAUGAACCCAAAAGAUCUAACAGAUCGAAACUACGUCAAAGAAUCUGAUGGACCAAAUGAUCGACAUACCCUGAAACGAAAUAGAUCUAAAGAAUCUCAAAUGAUUUUAUAAACGCAAAAUAUUUAAAAGAAUGAAGAACUUUACACGUUCGUGCUCUUUAUAAUGCAAUCUACUCUGGCUACGGCCGUAGCAAACUGACGGGUAGAAAAACUUGUCUGCCCAACAAUUGAUAAAUUCUUCUCCACUUAAUUAGACUGAUAAUUUUUUUGGGCCGAUAUCUGCACUGCACUCGAAGCCCGGCGUUGGUCUAUUGUGACUCAAAAGGGAAAAGAGGAAAAUCGCACUAAAGAGGGAUGGCAGAUAUAACCAUUCAAAGCGAAAGACGUUUUGUAUUCCUAAACAAUCAAUGUUUUCACACAACUAUUUCGGAAGAUACGUGUCACUUAUAAAUAUGCAAUUUUUAUGGUGAUUCUUUGAUCUUAAAGAAGCCAAAGAAAACGGUGUUUUCUUUUCGUUCCAGUCUAACAGCAAAUUUCAGCAGGGAAAAUUAGGAAUUUGUUUCAUAUCCCUUUUGACUGGAUUUUUAUCCGUCUAGGCUAUAUAUUAAUACUGUCUGUAAACCACCUUUGUUAUCCCGGAAGCAGCAAUGAAGCUUGUGGCUUUGGUUCUAACGGCUUGUAUUUUGGCUCUCUGUGGUGGUGGUGUUCACACAAGCUCGGUUAAGGAUAUAGCCUCCCACGAUGACAUGUGCAUGGAGUUACUGGAGACUGCCUCCUAUGAAACACACACUCUUAUGGAGAUCAUCUACGAGUCAGCCUGCCCGCCUAAAGGAUGGGAAGAAUUCUUCAACCGAGAAGACGUCAAGGAAAUGAUGCAAGGAAUCUCCGAUCGCCUCAUGAAUGACUCUCAAAUCCAAGGGUUUGGACUAAAUCCAAAAAUAGGAUGGAUUUUCAGAGCAUUUAAUAUGGUCCCUCCUGACAAAGUGAAGGCCAUAAUCAUGGGUCAAGAUCCAGCUCCUCAACCCGGGCUAGCAACAGGGCUCUCUUUUAGUCUAGAUCCCUCGGUACAUCCCCGACUUGUCCAGAGCGUCUUGAGGGUGGUCCUUGAGGCUCGAAAUGAAGGUUACUGUGUUAAUACUACCCAGGGUGUUUUGAUAAAAUGGGCUAAGCAGGGUGUUCUUUUGUUAAAUACAGCCUUAACUUUAGUUGAGAACAAGAUUGGCUCGCACAUAAAACUGUGGAGAGAAUUUAGCCGAGAAAUGAUGAAGUUCAUCAACGAGAAAACCAAUCCAUCAGUUUGGAUUCUCUGGGGUAGCAAAGCAAAAGACCUGAAAAGCAAAAUCGAUAAAAACAAGCACUAUAUUGUGGAGGGGGGGCACCCAUCACCCAGGGCGCCUGCCGAGAAGUUCUUUUGUCAGAAUUAUUUCUCCUGUGCUAACGAGUGGCUGUGUAAGAAAGGGCGUGGUAUGAUCGAUUGGAACCUAGUUCCUCUGCCCUGCAAGAAGCAUGCUAGUCGCUUGUUUGGCUGGAAGAAAUCAGAACCAGGCUUCUACAAUAAAGAGGAAUGUGAAAUGCAACCCUGUCCUGCAUUUUAAAAUUAGAUCAACCAAGUGCACCAAUUACACGAGUAAUGCAUGAAAGAGUAUGGAUAAAUGGGUCUGAAUUAUAAUGCUAAGGGAAAAUAUUAUGCAAAGAUGCCUUUUACUUGUAUCAAUGAUCUGAACUUUUAAUGGCGAUGAAUUUAUAGAAUGUAAGCAAAUAAAGUGACAAGGAAUGCAUAAA